Molecule: messenger RNA, 1662 nt
Organism: Ochlerotatus camptorhynchus
Lineage: Eukaryota; Metazoa; Arthropoda; Insecta; Diptera; Culicidae
Product: UDP-glycosyltransferase UGT5-like
Exons: 4
Coding region: 61-1662 (533 amino acids)
Molecular function (GO): UDP-glycosyltransferase activity
Source: RefSeq, a predicted model, not a curated record
GCAGUGCAGAUUUCGGUCAAUCAACUGUGGUUUAAUUCAUAAGCAUUCCGUCCUACCAGAAUGAAGCCCUUAUGGCCGACGCUUACGGCUGUAAUCGUUGCACUUCUUGGAAAGGCCCCCAGCGUCGAUGGUGCCAGAAUUUUGCUCGUCUCUUCCUUCCCCGGGAUGAGCCACUGGUUGACGUUCGAACAUGUGGUGAAUGAACUGCUCGAACGGGGACACGAAAUCACCGCUAUAACAAACUACCGGCUUCAGAACUCGAAUCACACCGAUCGUUACCGGGAGGUGCUGAUCGAACCGAUGUUCGAUUUCGAAACUGAUCUUCCGAUGGAGUCGUACUAUCGUACGUCGUCUUUUACGAAUCCAUUUUACAAACUGAAGAUUCUGUGGUGGCUUGGACUGGCAACGACUCGACAUGCUUUCGAGAGUGAAAACGUGCAACGGUUCAUGCGUGAGGAUGGCUUGAGUUUCGAUUUGGUGAUUGCCGAGCAGUUUGCCCAGGAGGCUUUUCUGAUGUUCGGUCAUAAGUACAAGGCUCCGAUCGUCACCAUUAACACGUUAGGUUACACCGAUUACAUUGACCGUUCGUUUGGGAUGAUAACGCCGUUGUCAUUCGUGCCCCAUUUCUUCACGGAGCUCACCGAUGAAAUGAACUUUUACGAACGCUGCUUCAACGUGGUACUGACGAUUUAUGAUUGGGCCUAUCGGAAGUUCGUGUACCUACCGAAACACAAUUCCAUGGCAAGGCAGUACUUUAGCGAUCGGAAAAAUCCAUCGAUAGCUUUUCCUUCAGUGGAAGAACUGGAUCGGAAUGUGAGCGUGAUUUUGUCCAAUAAUCACAUCACGUCGUUCAGGCCAAGACCGAAGAUGAUCGGAAUGGUUGACAUUGCUGGACUCCAUAUAAGACCACCGAAUGGUUUGCCGCAAGACAUACAGAAAUUCCUCGACUCGUCCCCAUCCGGAACCAUCUACAUUAACUUUGGAACGUUCCUCCGCAGUUCGGCAAUGCCACGGGAAACACUGGACGUAUUCCUUCAGGUAUUUCUAAAUCUUCCACAGUACAACUUCCUCUGGAAAUGGGAAACUGAUCAAUUGCCAGAUCUUCCCCCGAACGUCCUUCUGCGGAAGUGGAUACCGCAAAAUGACGUCCUCGUCCACCCGAACGUGAAGCUUUUCGUCACCCAUGGUGGCAUAUUCGGUGCCCAGGAAGCCGUCUACUGGGCCCGUCCGAUGCUGUUUGUUCCCUUCUACGGCGAUCAGCAUGGGAAUGCGCUGAAACUGCAAAAGGCCGGAGUUGGACUGACGAUGAACAUUGCGAACGUGACGGUCGACGAGUUUCAGGGAAAGGUACGGGAAAUUGUGGAGAAUCCCAGCUUCCAGCACAGUGCGAAUCGACUGUCACGGUUGUUUAGGGACAAUCCAACCGAUCCGCUGGAGGAAGCCGUUUUCUGGAUCGAGUACAUCAUUCGACAUCACGGGGCCAGUCAUCUGAAGUCGGCUGCGGUGAGGAUGCCAUGGUAUCAAUAUCUGCUGUUGGAUGUGGUGGCUGUAGCGGUUGUUGUUUUAUAUGCUAUUGCGUGGCUUUUAAAAUGCGUCUUUAUUAAAAUAUGCGGUCUCAAACAAGAUUCUGAUAAGGAGACAGAAAAGAAGAAGAAGCUUUGA